AUGCGCGACGCGAACUAUCAAGUGUCAGCGGUGCCGAUCGAUCAGCGGAUAAUUUUAUUGAUUACAGCUGGCGCGAGAGACGGAGGAGGAAGGAGAUACCCGGUGAUCGUGUUCGUGCACGGCGAGAGCUAUGAAUGGAGCAGCGGCAACCCCUACGACGGCAGCGUGAUGGCGAGCUACGGGGGUGUCGUCGUCGUCACCAUAAAUUACAGACUCGGCAUUUUAGGCUUUCUAAACGCCAACACGGAUUCGCACUUACGCUCGCCGGCGAAUUAUGGGCUGAUGGAUCAGAUCGCGGCGCUGCACUGGGUGCAGGAGAACAUCGGCUACUUCGGCGGAGAUCCGAGGAACGUGACGUUGAUCGGCCACGGGACUGGAGCGGCCUGCGUCAAUUUCCUCAUGACCAGUCACGCGGUGCCGGACGGUCUGCUGUUUCAUCGCAGCGUUCUAAUGUCUGGCAGCGCGCUUUCUCCGUGGGCGCUGGUGAGAGGAGCCGCAAAUUACGCUCUGCAAGUUGCCAAACAUCUAAAUUGCUCGUGGGCCGCAGGUGAUUCUCAGGCAUUGCUGAGAUGCCUGAGGGAGGUGCCGCUGAACGCGCUGGUUUCGGUGCCCGUAAAAGGGUUGGAAUUCGCGCCCGCAUUUGGACCCAGCAUAGACGGAGUCGUGAUUGAUCCAGGCGAUCCAGACGAUCAGGACUUCACCCUGCAGGUGGACACGAUCAAUACGCUGAACAACAUCUUGCUGCGGAAGGACGUCGUAGCAAAACUCUCGAGGUACGAUCUGAUGAUCGGAGUGGUCCGUUCAGAGGCGUACUUCGCUUUGACUGCGGACGACGCGCAAUACGGGAUCGAGGCUGACAGGAGAACAAAAAUCCUGCGGGAGUUUGUGCGUAAUACGUACACGUACCAUCAGGCAGAGAUCUUGGCGACGAUAAUCAACGAGUACACCGACUGGGAACGGCCUGUGCAACAUCCGGCGAACAUAAAAGACGAAACCUUGGAAGCUUUGGGGGAUGCAAACACCGUGGCACCGGCUACGAGAACGGCGGACCUUCACAGUCAGUCUCAUCGAAACUCCUACCUCUACGUGUUCGAUUAUCAGACAAAAUUCGGAGAUUAUCCUCAGAGACCAGGCUGCAUCCACGGCGAGGAUCUGCCGUAUUUUUUCGGGGCACCUCUGGUGGGCGGCCUGUCCCAUUGGCCGAAGAAUUACACGAGGGCCGAGGUCGCCCUGUCCGAGAGCGUGAUACUCUAUCUGACGAACUUUGCACGCACCGGAAAUCCGAACGAAGGAACACCGGACGUCGCGCUGCUCAGACCCGAGAGAACGAAGUUGAAGAACAUCGAUUGGAGCGCUUACGAAACGGUGCACAAGAAAUACCUGAGCAUAGACCUCAAGUCGAAGCUGAAGAACCACUACAGGGCGCACAGACUCUCGUUUUGGCUGAACCUCGUGCCCGACCUCCAUAAGCCUGGUUCCGACGAUGUUCCUAGAUCGCAUCAUCUUCUUGAUACUGAACAGGUGCCACCCAGGUUCAUCCAGAGGAUACCAACGACCACCAGGAUGACCACGGCGGAAGUGACGCUCGCGGAAAGGACGCUGAACGUCUCGACAGCGAUACCGAGCGAAUUGGCUUUCGAGGAUUCAACAGCCCAACCGGAAGACGGCUUCGCGGCUUACUCCACGGCCCUCAGCGUAACGAUAGCGAUCGGGUGUAGCCUGCUGAUCCUGAACGUUCUAAUUUUCGCGGGUGUUUACUAUCAACGCGACAAGAGCAACCAGCACAACUGUUCGAAGAAGCGACAGGAAAACGGACAGAUGCCUAACAAUAUUUGCGGAGAUCUGGAUACCAAGACUGCCGAGAGACACCAUAUUCAACACAUCCCACCGCCCGAAUUCGCGGAUUUGCAGAACAACAGUUGCCACGUACCUAUGCCACCGCCACCGCCGAAGAACACGAAACCUGGCAAGCCUGGACAGAACCUGAUCAUCAGUCCGAAUCAGCUGCAGCAGGAAAGCAUGGCGAUGACCGGGACCGGGACACUGAAGAAGGGCCACAAUCAUCAACAGCAAGUGAUGGACGAACUGAGGGUUUGA
Eufriesea mexicana is the source of this 2097-nucleotide messenger RNA. RefSeq names its product neuroligin-1. Gene Ontology annotation, cellular component: membrane. The transcript has 10 exons. Gene Ontology annotation, molecular function: neurexin family protein binding. The record is from RefSeq and is a predicted model, not a curated record. Lineage: Eukaryota; Metazoa; Arthropoda; Insecta; Hymenoptera; Apidae. Bases 1 to 2097 code for a protein of 698 amino acids.